AUGCCGUCGGUCGCUCAAGGUAGCCGUCCGGACCCCAGAGACUUCAUAUUCAGCGAAAAAACUGGCGAGAAACUAAUCCGAAAACGCGGCGAAAUUCGCGGAUAUGAUUUCAGUAUCGAUCGAUGCGAGGCAUGCGUGAUUUACCUCGUGGACCACAUCUCACAGGUUUUCAUUGAUGAGUGCAAAGAUUGUUCGAUUUUCGUUGGGCCUGUGGGAGGAUCAAUAUUUUUGCGAGACUGUGUUAGGAUUCGCCUUAUGGCAAUUUGUCAGCAACUACGAACCAGAGAUU
Perkinsus marinus ATCC 50983 is the source of this 289-nucleotide messenger RNA. RefSeq lists its product as hypothetical. Gene Ontology annotation, biological process: post-Golgi vesicle-mediated transport. Gene Ontology annotation, molecular function: GTPase activator activity. Lineage: Eukaryota; Perkinsozoa; Perkinsida; Perkinsidae. Gene Ontology annotation, cellular component: periciliary membrane compartment; cilium. The transcript has 3 exons. The record is from RefSeq and is a predicted model, not a curated record. The annotation marks the transcript as partial.